This is a messenger RNA of Symbiodinium sp. CCMP2456, 3819 nucleotides long. The record is from the annotation of a GenBank genome assembly. Lineage: Eukaryota; Dinophyceae; Suessiales; Symbiodiniaceae.
AUGCUGACGGAGCGUCUCGACAGCUCCCAAAACUUGACACUCAAGUCCACACUACUUUUCGGCUUCGUCGCUGCCAUGCUUGUUGAGGGUUUCCCUCCGCAGAAGAUGCAGUCGGAGCUUUAUGUGGAUGUGUUUAUUUUUCUUGUGCCCUGGGGCAUUUGCCUGCUCUUUCAGUCAAUGACCUUCGCGGUGCUUUACCAGCGUGGAAUGAUGACGGUGGGUCAGACCGCUGCAGGCGCAUUUGCCUUCUGCGGCUUUGGCCGCAGUUGCUGUUGGGGCGGCAGUCCGGCGUCGGGCUUGACGGAAGAGGCGAAGCUGGCCCUGUCCAUGAGGGAGGAGAUGGUGCAGGCGACCGUGGACGCCUCGUCCCCCGUGCCGCAGAGCUUCGACCAGGCCGUGAACUGGGCCUGCUCGGCUUUCUUGCGGGCGACCGCUGAGCGCCAGAUGCGCCAGAGCAUGUACUUCAACACUGGCACGAUUGACAACCAGGUCUCCGGUGAGCUUGGCAACGUCUUGCAAUUUGCAGAGAGGUUUGCAAAGACACUGGCCAUGUCCCCGAGACUACCUCAGGGGAAGGGGGUCCGUGUUCUGUUCACAGAUUUCGGCGCAAUGUCGCUAGUUUCCACACGAUGGAAUCCACUCCCGGAGAAUCUGACUCUGGAUCACUUGCCACCUGUCCUGCCAAAGAUGGAGUUGAAAAUGGAAGAAAAGACCAAGAUCGAGGAGUUCUUGGAAUCAUCAAUGCUUCUGAUUGUUGCACCCAAUCAGUCCGAAAUGGCAGCUGUCCUGGCAAUCUUCGAGAUCAUGAAGGAGACGGGCAAGACCAUUCCCGUCGUGCUCCUGAAUGCGAAGCUUUUGCAGGAUAGCGUUGCUGCAGCAGGAGUUAUGCUGCGCAACUUCCGGAGCAUGGAGGGUACACUGUUACCCAUCUUUCACUUGGAGCAGUUUGAGCCUGAUGAAGACAAAGAUCCCGUGCCCCUGAACCCGGCGGUCAUAGUCAGAGUGUGGCCUCGACCCUUCUCUGUCUGGGAGGAUAAUGCCGAGGACCCUGAGGCGAUUGAUGGCUACUUCCUGCUAGAUGUGAAUGACCAGCAGGAUUACCAAGACCUCAUGACGUUCCUGAAGGGCUCCAGAGAAAUGACAAAGCGCAUGCGGUUGAAGGAACGCCAGCAGAGGGAAGCCGGAGGAAAGCACCACCUGCGUGAGCUGCAGGUUCUUGUUUCGCAGCAGGCCGAGGAGGAGAAAGACGAAUGUGAGACCUUCUACGAAAUUGUGGGGGAGACGUGGCAGCGAAGCCGCAAGCACAUGGACGAGAAGCUUCAUUCGCACACAGGGGCCAAAGGUGCCCGACAGAUGGCCGGACUUGCGGUCUCAGCCGCCUGGGGUCUGGUGGCACGGAUUUUUGCUUUCUCGCCCAGCCAGUUUCCACGAGUAGGAGCCUCCUCUGUUGUCGAGUCAGACUCGGACAACGACUGGCAUAGCAUUUCAGAGCCAACUGGGAAGCUCGAGUCGAGUCCUUCACGGAUUGAGUUGGACUACUUGACCAUGGAGCUCCACGCCCAGGGCUCCAUGGGACGGGAGACGUCGGACCAAGCCAAGAGCGGUUCGGCCUCUCUCGCAGCGCGCGGGCUUCCCAAGCACGUCACGGAGAUGAGCAACAUGCCAGAGGUCCAGGCUUUGGAGCUCUACGAAGAUCAAGCUCAUCGCACCGUGGUCGGAGGCAGUUUCUUCACGCUCUUGUGCUUGGGUUUCCUGGUGGUUUUCCGGCUGCACAUGCGGUGCGAGCACUAUACAGACUAUACAGAUCAUGCCAUGGCAUUUUAUGCCCGUCUUGGCAUCUUUUUGCCACCGCUGCUGGUCGCGGCGUUUGCGAGCCUCAUUCGCCCGUACCCGGAGAAGCACCACAACUUCGGAAGAACGGGCAAAGACCUGUCCAGUCCGACCUACAUCAUGGCGGCCACCCAUUGCGCGGUUCUCCUGGCCGUCGCGAUUUCUUUGACGUCUUUGGCGGCGGCGGUGCGGCUCCAUGCGCCGCCGCCGCAGCUCUCGCUCAGGCCACUUCGGGCAUCACCGGUCACCUCCCUGGUGGAAUGGUCCGUCGAGUGGCCGAUGUUCUUCAAUCCUACGGCCAUUCUGGCUUUGGAGGAGGAUUCUCUCAUACUGACCACGGACUUUCGAGCGGCACGUUUUAGGGCUUUUGGCAAUUUGCGAAGUGCUUGUCUGGAUGUUGCAGACGUAACAGCAUUUCUCGAGAAUGUACAGGGUGGUCUGGCUAAGUUUGCAGAGAUGCAAUGGCCACGGCUCUCCUACCGGAGCAAAAAUCUGAUGAGACUCAUGGACACAGCUUCCUGGAUCGCAUGCGUUUUCCUGUUUUCAGAGGCAAUACACUCAGCAAACUGCUUCGGACCAUCCCACCCAAUUGCCACCCAGGAAGACUAUCCACACCGGAUCCGUGGUUUCACUCCCUUGGAUUCCAACGCAGUCGUGAAGUUUGCCUGCGGGCUCGGGGUUGCCGUGUACCAUGCAGAUGGUGGCUUGGCAGCUAUUUGGCCACUUGGUCAAGCCAAGCUCUUGCCGGAGGUAAGAGAGAGAGUCGAUGGACGACUGGUUAGUGUACCAGGGCCUCCGGAGCUGGGUUCGGAGUAUUUCACUCGUCCGAACAUGCGACCAGCCGACGGGUAUCAUGUGAAAUACGGACGUGGGGGCGACCUGCGGUGGAUAAUCACAUGCAAGGAUGGCAGCCUCAAUGGUCUGCAGCUGCGAUUCACGCCGGAGGGAGUUCUCCGGCCCCAGGACAGUGGCGUCUUCCAAGAUGGCAAGCUGGUGGAGCGCUUUCAAGAGAGCCUGCUGCCCGAUGGUUUCAUAUGUCACGUUCUCAGUGAGCUCGUGUUGCCUGUGAAGAAGGCCCUGGGUAUUGGGCUUUCGCCAUGUGAGGAAAGACUCUGCUACGAGAACUUCGUGGAUGUAGAUGAUAUUGCACCGGCAGAUCUCAACCAUCAUACCGACGAGCCUGAGUCCGUGAAGGUAGUAAGUGCCAAAACAGACGGAUACAGGGAGUGGUGGCGUCCGCAGGUCCAGCUUCGGGAUCCGGGCAAAGUAUACAAUUCUGUGGUCCCCUAUGAGUUCGCACCCUUGGGUCCGUCUGUCUCUAUGGAGGUCAGUCCCUUUCGUCCACCGGUCGCGGUCGCGAGGCAGGAAUGCGCAAACCGGACAUCCGCAGCGUGCCUCGAAGAAGAUGCAGACCUGAGAGACAUCUUCAGCUGCGAGAUGCAGAUCACGCUGCCAUCUUACAAGAUGCAGCCGCUGCCUGGCAUGGAGAUCAACGGCGCUGCAGCUGUGAACAACUCUGUGCUCCUGGCCGGACGUCACCAGCUGCAUCACUUCUCUGCUGGGCCGCUUGCCAGCUUCCCGUGGAGACAAGAGACCAGUGUUCACUUGGCUUUCGCUGGCAAUGACACCCCCGAUGCCAAGGCUGUGACUGGCCUCACGUACUGGGCCGAGAAGGAUCUGCUGUUGUUGGCGGGCCCGACACUGGGCGUCGUCGCUGCAAGGCUCUUCAACUCUGGUGGUCACGGGCCUAUGGAUGUAAGUUUGGACUUUCGUGUCCCUCUAGAUGAGGCGGUGUCGGCACUACAAGUCGAUGAGGCGAAGAAACUACUUUAUGCUCUUCUUCGCUCCGGAGAGUUGAUAGUCGUGGACCUUGCAGAGAAUCCAGGAGCGGUUCUUCAGCGACACAGGCUCCCACGAGCAGAUGCUGACAUUUACAAGGACUCGCAGGAUCUGCAGGUGUUUCGGGUGCUCCGAACGACUCCAACUUGA